Microthlaspi erraticum is the source of this 1818-nucleotide messenger RNA. NCBI's taxonomy places the organism in Eukaryota, Viridiplantae, Streptophyta, Magnoliopsida, Brassicales, Brassicaceae. The record is from the annotation of a GenBank genome assembly.
AUGAACUCUCUGUUCAUCUCCUUCCGCCGGAUCCUUCCCUUAAACCCUAAUCCUCAUUAUCACUUCCUUCUUCACAAACUCUUAUCAUCUCGCCCUUCAUGGCCGCCCAUUCCCGUCGAGCCAUUCAUCCAACGGUUACAGUCACCCGCCGCGCCCGAUUCUUCAUGUACUCCACCGCAUCAAAUCGCCCUCCCCGAUUUCUCACCGACCGAUAUCUCCACCAUAUCGAAUCUUCUCGAAAACCCGAACAUUGUUCCCGGCCCAACUCUCGAGUCCGCUCUGGAUCAAACCGGAAUCGAACCGAGCAUCCAGUUGGUUCAGGCGCUGUUCGAUCGGUUAAGUUCAUCGCCGAUUCUCCUCCACUCCGUAUUCAAAUGGGCCGAGACGAAACCCGGAUUCACACCUUCUCCUUCACUAUUUAACUCUGUAAUCAACGCUUUGUGUAAAGCUCGUGAGUUUGAGAUCGCCUGGUCGUUGGUUUUUGAUCGGGUGAGAAGCGAUGGAGGAUCGGAUUUGGUUUCUGCAGAUACAUUCGUCGUUUUGAUCAGACGGUAUGCUCGUGCACGUAUGGUGCAGCAAGCUAUACGAGCUUUUGAAUUCGGUAAAAGCUACGAUCCGGUUUCUAAAUCAGCUUCGGAACUUAAAUUGCUUGAGAUUUUGUUAGAUGCUCUUUGCAAAGAAGGAAAUGUCAGAGAGGCUUCGAUGUACUUGGAGAGAAGACGAAGGAUGGAUUCAGAUUUUGUUCCCUCUGUUCGGAUUUUCAACAUUUUAUUAAACGGAUGGUUUCGCUCGAGAAAACUCAAGCACGCGGAGAAUCUAUGGGCGGAGAUGAAAGCGAUGAAUGUGAAACCGACGGUCGUCACUUACGGUACUCUCAUAGAAGGAUACUGCAGGAUGCGUCGUGUCGAGAUCGCUAUGGAGGUUCUCGAAGAAAUGAAGAUGGCGGAGAUGGAGCUCAGUUUUAUGGUCUUUAACCCGAUCAUCGACGGUUUAGGAGAAUCCGGGAGGUUACAAGAAGCUCUAGGUAUGAUGGAGAGGUUCUUCGUCUGCGAAUCAGGUCCUACCAUAGUGACUUACAAUUCACUGGUGAAGAAUUUCUGCAAGGCCGGAGAUUUAACCGGAGCUAGCAAGAUUCUCAAGAUGAUGAUGAACCGUGGCGUUGAUCCUACACCGAGGACGUACAACCAUUUCUUCAAGUUCUUCUCAAAGCAUAACAAAACGGAAGAAGGCAUGAACUUGUACUUCAAGCUGAUCGAAGCUGGACAUAGCCUGGACCGGUUUACGUACCAUUUGAUCUUGAAAAUGAUUUGUGAAGAUGGGAAGCUGAGCUUGGCGAUGCAAGUGAACAAGGAGAUGAAGAACAGAGGAAUCGAUCCGGACUUGUUGACGACGACGAUGAUGAUGCAUUUGCUGUGCAGGCUCGACAUGUUGGAAGAAGCGUUGGAAGAGUUUGAGAACGCGGUGAGGAGAGGGAUUAUUCCACAGUACAUCACGUUCAAGAUGAUCGAUGACGGGCUGAGAACGAAAGGGUUGAUCGAGAUGGCGAAGAGACUGUCCAGUGUAGUGUCGUCUCUUCCUCCUCACUCGAGGAAGCUGCCAGAUACGUACAGGGAAGUGGUUGAUGCGCCGCUUGAUAGAGAUAGAAAGAAGUCUAUAUUGCAUAGAGCAGAAGCAAUGUCUGAUGUGUUGAAGGGUUGCAGAAACCCUAGGAAGCUCGUGAAGAUGCGUGGAUCGCACAGAAAUGCUGCUCGUGAAGACGAGAAGUUGGUAGAUGAUCUAAACGAACGAGAUGGAGGAGAUGCAGGGGAUGUUAAGUGA